CGGGCACCGUGGCGCUCUUCGAGAGGCCAAAAUGCAGAUUAUUGAUAAUUGCUCCAUCAUUCCAUAGCAGUCAGCCGCCCUUGCCGCUUUUGCCCCCCACUUUGAUAAAAAAUUGCGAAUCAGCGUUGCCCCUCGUUUUCGAACGUCCUCCCAUCCUCCAUUCACCUCCAAGGAUCCCCCUCCAAAUCCACGAUUAUCAAAGAAAUCUCAGAAUGGGUGUCGAGCGAAAGAUUAUUACCCGGGGUAACGGCUCCAUCUCGCCCGCUUCGGGCGAUAAGGUCUCGAUCCACUACACCGGCUGGCUUUACGAUGCCAAGAAGGCCAACAAGGGAUUCCAGGGCAAGCAGUUUGAUAGCUCUCGGACUCCCGGUCGUGGCCCUUUGAACGUUCAGAUUGGUGUUGGACAGGUCAUUAAGGGUUGGGAUGAGGGUGUCCAGCAGAUGACUCUGGGCGAAAAGUCCAUUCUGACUAUUACCCCUGACUACGGAUACGGCGACAAGUCUGCCGGCAAGAUUCCUGCUGGCUCUACUCUGAUCUUUGAGGUCGAGCUGCUCAAGAUCAACGACAAGAGCGCUUAGAUGCAUCAUGGAAUGUUUGAGAGGAACAAUGUCAUCCAAUCCUAGCUCAUUAUGACUGUGACUCGGCUUUUUUUCUCUAGCACGAGAACGUAGAAGAAUCCAAAAAUGCUUGGUAUCAAAAUUCUUGGUAUCUAUCACGUUGUGCCGCUCGUUCCAGGUAGUAUUGGACUAGUAAUUCCAACUUUCAUUCCC
This is a messenger RNA of Penicillium brasilianum, 770 nucleotides long. The record is from the annotation of a GenBank genome assembly. NCBI's taxonomy places the organism in Eukaryota, Fungi, Ascomycota, Eurotiomycetes, Eurotiales, Aspergillaceae.